This is a messenger RNA of Sapajus apella (tufted capuchin), 4275 nucleotides long. RefSeq names its product TBC1 domain family member 31 (gene TBC1D31). NCBI's taxonomy places the organism in Eukaryota, Metazoa, Chordata, Mammalia, Primates, Cebidae. The record is from RefSeq and is a predicted model, not a curated record. Gene Ontology annotation, cellular component: centrosome. Bases 1042 to 4074 code for a protein of 1010 amino acids. Gene Ontology annotation, molecular function: protein binding. The transcript is spliced from 22 exons.
AAAAAAAAAAACCAGUUUAAUCAUUACAUAUGUGUCUCUAGAAUAAGAUUGAAAAAUAAGCUCUCUUACUCUUGUACAUAGAAGUAUGAUUAAUGUGGGUUUUAAAGAAUUAUUUCUUAAAGCAUUUGUUCAUUCAAUAGGCAUAUUUUGAGUGUCUUUUGUGUGUUGUAGGCCAGGUGUUGGAAUACGGUAAUGAGCAAGCAGUUGUCCUAUCCUUACAGAGUUCACCUGCCAGGGAAUUCAUGGUAGAUACAUUAGAAAUGAAAGUAAGACUCAUGCACACUUAAUUCACUGUGAAACAUCCCAUACACAAAUGUAAAAUCUCAUACCCUGUUUAUCACUUAAUCACAAUUUAUAAAUCUGUUUGUGUGUGUGUGUGUGUGUGUGUGUGUGUGUGUGUGUGUGUGUUUUAAUGUCCUUAUUACUAAACUGUAAGCUCCAUUAAAGCAGGGACUGUAUCAGUUAUUCCUAGCACCUGGUUUGUUUGGUAUGUGACACACUGAGUUUUCAAGUAUUUGAGGAAUAAAUGAACAGCACCCACUUUGGUAAUGAGUGGCUUCUGAACUGUUUUUCUAAAGUCCUGGCAAGAUUGAUUCUAGAGGAGAAAUGUGUAGAGCAGUAGGAGAGGGAAGAAGGAAUAGACAAAAUGCUUUACUUGCAAUAUUUUUCAUAAUAUCAAGUAAUACUUGACAUAGAAUUCAGUGUUUGGGUUUUUUUUCUUUGACAGAAUUAUAGUGAACAUCAUUCACAGCACUUCUGAUUACCAUCCAAAAGUUUUGCGAUUUUUGAAUGUGGCUUUCGAUGGCACAGGCGACUGCUUAAUUGCUGGAGACCACCAAGGAAAUAUUUAUGUUUUUGACUUGUGUGGAAACAGAAUAAUGAACUUCAACAUCAAGGAUUCUUUGCACUUCAUUUGCUUAUCUACUGUUACUUACUUUUCCUAUUCUCCACCAAGUGUUGCAAACCUUUACCAAUUUCCUUGUCUCCUUGUGUUGGACUCUACUCUUACUCUGACUGCCAGCCCUCCUGAUUCAUGAGAAAAUGGACACCUGCAAGCUUUCCUUUCUCCUUCCCAUUGCAGCCUCAAAUAUAUUGUUCAAUCUUGUUCAGCGAACAGCACAAGCUUGCACAGCUCUGGCCUUUAAUCUUCGUAGGAAAUCUGAAUUCCUUGUGGCAUUAGCUGAUUAUUCUAUUAAAUGUUUUGAUACAGUCACCAAGGAGCUAGUUAGCUGGAUGAGAGGACAUGAAUCAUCAGUAUUUUCAAUCUCUGUGCAUGCGUCAGGGAAAUAUGCCAUCACUACUUCUUCUGAUACAGCACAAUUAUGGGACUUGGAUACCUUUCAGAGAAAAAGAAAGCUGAAUAUUCGCCAGUCUGUGGGUAUACAGAAGGUUUUCUUUCUGCCAUUAAGUAAUACCAUCCUCAGCUGUUUUAAAGAUAAUUCCAUUUUUGCCUGGGAAUGUGACACACUUUUUUGCAAAUACCAACUGCCAGCUCCACCCGAAAGCUCUAGUAUAUUAUACAAAGUGUUUGCUGUGACCAGAGAUGGCCGAAUCCUGGCUGCUGGAGGCAAGUCAAAUCAUCUUCAUUUGUGGUGCUUGGAAGCUAGACAGCUCUUUAGAAUUAUCCAGAUGCCCACUAAAGUUCGAGCCAUUCGCCAUCUAGAAUUUCUUCCUGAUAGUUUUGAUGCUGGUUCUAAUCAGGUUCUUGGAGUACUAAGUCAAGAUGGUAUUAUGAGAUUUAUCAAUACACAGACUUGUAAACUGCUCUUUGAGAUUGGGAGCCUUGAUGAAGGAAUUAGCUCAUCAGUAAUUAGCCCACAUGGACGGUACAUUGCAUCUAUUCUGGAAAAUGGAAGUCUAAACAUAUACUCAGUUCAGACUUUAACAAAAGAAAUAAAUAAGCCACCUCCACCUUUAGUGAAAGUUAUUGAAGAUUUGCCUAAGAAUAAACUGAGUUCCAGUGAUCUUAAGAUGAAAGUAACAUCAGGAAGAGUUCAGCAGUCGGCAAAAUCUAGGGAAAGCAAAAUACAAACUAGAAUAUUAAAACAAGACCUGACUAGUAAUUUUGAAAGUAAAAAGAAUGAAUUACCAGAUGGAUUAAACAAAAAGCGUUUACAAAUCUUAUUAAAAGGCUAUGGGGAAUAUCCAACAAAAUACAGAAUGUUCAUUUGGCGCUCUCUACUACAACUGCCUGAAAAUCAUACUGCAUUUAGUAGCCUCAUAGAUAAGGGGACUCAUGUGGCGUUUCUCAACCUUCAGAAGAAAUACCCCAUCAAAAGUAGGAAACUACUCAGAGUAUUACAGAGAACCUUAUCUGCAUUAGCUCACUGGUCUGUCAUUUUUAGUGACACACCGUAUCUUCCACUCUUGGCAUUUCCGUUUGUAAAAUUAUUCCAGAACAACCAACUCAUCUGUUUUGAAGUUAUUGCUACUCUCAUAAUGAAUUGGUGUCAACACUGGUUUGAGUAUUUUCCUAACCCUCCUAUCAAUAUUCUUAGUAUGAUAGAAAAUGUUUUGGCAUUUCAUGACAAGGAACUGCUGCAGCACUUCAUAGAUCAUGAUAUAACCUCCCAGCUAUAUGCAUGGCCUCUUCUUGAAACUGUGUUCUCGGAAGUGCUGACAAGAGAAGAGUGGCUGAAAUUGUUUGACAAUAUCUUUUCCAACCAUCCUUCCUUCCUUUUGAUGACUGUUGUAGCCUACAACAUAUGUUCUAGAGCGCCUCUGCUCAACUGUAAUCUUAAAGAUGAUUUUGAGUUUUUUUUUCACCAUCGGAAUAACCUGGAUAUAAAUGUUGUGAUUAGACAAGUUUAUCAUCUCAUGGAGACCACGCCCACUGCCAUUCAUCCAGACAGCAUGCUUCAUGUUUUCGUUGCACUGACAAAAGGGCAGUAUCCAGUAUUUAAUCAAUAUCCAAAGUUUAUUGUGGACUAUCAGACACAGGAACGAGAAAGAAUAAGGAAUGAUGAGUUGGAUUACCUGAGGGAGAGGCAGACAGUUGAAGAUAUGCAAGCUGAAGUCGACCAGCAAAGAGUUGAAGAUGAAGCUUGGUACCAGAAACAGGAGCUGCUUCGUAAAGCUGAAGAAACAAGAAGAGAAAUGCUCUUACAAGAGGAGGAGAAAAUGAUACAACAAAGACAGAGGCUAGCUGCUGUGAAGAGAGAGCUGAAAAUAAAGGAAAUGCACUUACAAGAUGCUGUAAGAAGGCGUUUUCUGAAGCUUCAGCAAGAUCAACGGGAAAUGGAGCUAAGAAGACUGGAUGACGAGAUUGGGAGAAAGAUAUACAUGAGAGAUCGAGAAAUUGCUGCCACAGCCAAAGACCUAGAAAUGAGACAGCUGGAACUCGAAUCACAAAAGAGACUUUAUGAGAAGAAUCUUACUCAAAAUCAAGAAGCUGUUGCAAAAGAAAUGCGAGCAGAUGCAGAUGCUUAUAGACGAAAAGUGGAUCUUGAAGAACACAUGUUUCAUAAACUGAUAGAAGCAGGUGAAAUGCAGAGCCAAAAAACUCAGAAGGUGAUGGAAGAAAAUUUGGCGAAGGCUGAACAAGCAUGCCUGAAUACUGACUGGAAGAUUCAGUCUUUACAUAAACAAAACUGUGAUGAUCUACAACGAAACAAAUGUUACCAGGAAGUAGCCAAACUCCUUAGGGAAAACAGAAGGAAAGAAAUAGAGCUAUUAAAUGCAAUGGUGGAGGAGGAAGCCAAGAAGAGGAAGGAAGCUGAAGGAAAAGAGUUCGAUUUGAGAUCGGCAAAGAAAGCUUCUGCCCUUUCAGAUGCAUCUAGAAAGUGUUUUUUAAAGCAAGAGAUAAAUGCAGCCAUCGAACAUGCUGACCAUCUAUGUCAUAAAGAAAAGUCCAGGUUCCAAAAUGAACAGGAGGACUCAAGCUGUUUGCCUAGAACCUCACAACUAAAUGACACUUCUGAAAUGGAUCCCUCAACACAGAUUUCUUUAAAUCGAAGAGCAGUAGAAUGGGACACCUCGGGACCGAAUCUUAUCAAGAAAGUGAGAAAUCUUCGCCAGAGACUCACUGCCCAGGCUCGUCACAGGUGUCAAACCCCACAUCUUUUGGCCACAUAGAAGGCAUGUCACCUUGAGACAGUCAAGAGAGAGACCUAUUUUGCAAUCAGUGACCCUGAUUUUUAGAUUAUUUAUUUAAAAUUCCUAUGAAGAUUAACCUUUUGUACAGAAAAAUGUGUCUAUAAAAAUUAUGUUAUUCUAAUACUUUUUGGCUUGUAAAUGGCUUCUUGAACUUUUUACAAUAAAAAUGUUAUAGAAACU